GGGCACGUCGGGAAAUGUAGUCCUGCGCUUCCCUCGCCGAGCAAGUCAUCGGACAUCUGGAACUCCCUUUCCCAGUAGGCCCUCGGCCUAGUCCCACCGAGCCCUCUGCGCGCGGGGCCCUGUGGGAUUGAAAGGGCAGAGGGUGUCUACCUCCUAGCUUCUCAGGAUAAGAACUACAGCUCCCAGAAGGCUGUGUGGCCGAGCCCCUCGGGCGGCCUUCUGAGACUCUCCCGCGUCAGCGCCCUGGGGUCUGACCCUGCGGUGUAGUGUCCUGGCCUGGCGAGAGGGACGGCCCCGUGAGGGUCGUGCCUCCUAGAGCCGCCCCCCGGACGUCAGUCCUGGAGGAGGCGAGGGUUGCUCCGGUUGUUGAAAAGACUAUGAACAGAUCAGAGAACUUACUCUUUACUGGUUCCUCAUCAGCAUCACAAGUUCAUGCUGCUGCAGUGAAUGGAGAUAAGGGUGCUCUUCAGAGGCUCAUCAUAGGAAACUCAGCUCUGAAAGACAAGGAAGACCAAUUUGGGAGAACACCACUUAUGUAUUGUGUACUGGCUGACAGACUGGACUGCGCAGAUGCUCUCCUAAAGGCAGGAGCAAAUGUCAAUAAAACUGACCAUAGCCAAAGAACAGCCCUCCAUCUUGCAGCUCAAAAGGGAAAUUAUCGUUUCAUGAAACUCUUACUUACACGCAGAGCAAACUGGAUGCAAAAGGAUUUAGAAGAAAUGACGCCUUUGCACUUGACCACCCGGCACAAGAGCCCUAAGUGUUUGGCACUUCUGCUGAAGUUUAUGGCACCAGGGGAAGUAGAUACACAGGAUAAAAACAAGCAAACAGCUCUGCAUUGGAGUGCCUACUACAACAACCCUGAACAUGUGAAGCUGCUUAUCAAGCAUGAUUCUAACAUUGGGAUUCCUGAUGUUGAAGGCAAGAUCCCUCUCCACUGGGCAGCCAAUCAUAAAGAUCCAAGUGCUGUUCAUACUGUGAGAUGCAUUCUCGAUGCUGCUCCAACGGAGUCUUUACUGAACUGGCAAGACUAUGAGGGGCGCACACCUCUUCAUUUUGCUGUCGCUGAUGGAAACCUGACGGUGGUUGAUGUCUUGACCUCAUAUGAAAGCUGCAAUAUAACGUCUUAUGAUAACUUAUUUCGAACCCCACUUCACUGGGCAGCUUUACUAGGCCAUGCACAGAUUGUCCAUCUCCUUUUAGAAAGAAAUAAAUCUGGAACUAUCCCGUCUGACAGCCAAGGAGCAACACCCUUGCACUAUGCAGCUCAGAGUAACUUUGCUGAAACAGUACAAGUUUUUUUAAAACAUCCUUCAGUGAAAGAUGAUUCAGACCUCGAAGGAAGAACAUCCUUUAUGUGGGCAGCAGGGAAAGGCAGUGAUGAUGUCCUUAGGACUAUGCUGAGUUUAAAAUCUGACAUUGAUAUUAACAUGGCAGACAAAUAUGGGGGCACAGCUUUACAUGCUGCUGCCCUUUCUGGCCACGUCAGCACUGUGAAGUUAUUAUUGGAAAAUGAUGCUCAAGUAGAUGCUACUGAUGUCAUGAAACAUACUCCACUUUUCCGAGCCUGUGAGAUGGGACACAAAGACGUGAUUCAGACACUUAUUAAAGGUGGAGCAAGGGUAGAUCUAGUUGACCAAGAUGGACAUUCUCUUCUACAUUGGGCAGCACUGGGAGGAAAUGCUGAUGUUUGCCAGAUUCUAAUAGAAAAUAAGAUCAAUCCGAAUGUGCAAGAUUAUGCAGGACGAACCCCUUUGCAGUGUGCUGCAUAUGGGGGAUAUAUCAACUGUAUGGCUGUGCUCAUGGAAAAUAACGCAGACCCUAACAUUCAAGACAAAGAGGGAAGAACAGCUUUGCACUGGUCCUGUAACAAUGGAUACCUUGAUGCCAUUAAAUUAUUACUAGACUUUGCUGCUUUCCCUAAUCAGAUGGAAAACAAUGAAGAGAGGUACACACCUCUUGAUUAUGCUUUGCUUGGUGAGCGCCAUGAAGUAAUCCAGUUCCUUUUGGAGCAUGGGGCCCUGUCCAUUGCAGCCAUACAAGAUAUUGCCGCCUUCAAAAUCCAAGCUGUCUACAAAGGAUACAAGGUCAGAAAAGCUUUUCGAGACCGGAAGAAUCUCCUUAUGAAGCAUGAGCAGCUGAGAAAAGAUGCUGCAGCUAAAAAGCGGGAGGAAGAAAACAAGCGAAAAGAGGCAGAACAACAGAAAGGACAGCUGAGCCCAGAUUCCUGCAGACCACAAGCCCUUCCCUGUCUGCCCAGCCCCAUUCUGCAGAAUGAGACCAGCAGAAAGAGCAGGGCCCCCAGCAAACAGCCUCCUGCCAGCCACAUAGCCCAAGGCCCUGAGCUGAGAGACAGCGGAGGGUCUCCAGGUGGGACUCCGGGCAAAGCCUCUCAGAAGGAGCCGCAUGUUUCCUCAGACCUUCAGGAAACAGACUCCAGAAAGCCAAACGAAACAUCCAGGGAACAACAUUCUAAAGGCCACUCUGCCUGUGUCCACAACAGACCCAGUGAAGACAGUGAGGGACACAGGCAUCUGGGAGUCUCCUCGCUUGAGAAGACCAGAGGCGAGACGGCUGGUGAGCAUCGGUGUGAAAGGGGCAAAGGCACACUGAAGCAGCCCUCCUGUAUCAGGGUGGCCGGGCCUGAUGAGAAAGGAGAGGACCUUCCGCAGCAGGACAGCCACCGGAAGCCGGGCAGGCGGCAUGAUGCAGUCCCCAAGGCCAGAAAUCCCCCCCAGAAAAGGCGCCUUCAAGAGCUCAGAGGAAGGUGCUCCCCGGCUGGUUCCAGCCGGCCUGGCAGUGCCAAGGGGGAGGUUGUUCAUGCUGGGCAGAAUCCUCUCCACCAUCGCACACCAAGAAACAGAGUGACACAGGACAAGCUCCCAGGAGGGGUCUAUUCAGAUUUGCCACAGAGCACAGAGGAGAUGAGGUCAGGAGCCAGGAAACUGGGGACAUCUACCCUGUCUGAGGAUGCUCAGGUAUCUAAGGACAUUGAUCCAGCAUCUGGACCCCUCUCUGGGCAGAGUGUGAAUAUUGACCUUCUCCCUGUAGAGCUCCGACUGCAGAUAAUCCACAGAGAAAGGACUAGGAAAGAGCUGUUUCGCAAAAAGAACAAGGCAGCCGCCAUCAUCCAGCGCGCCUGGCGAAGGACCCCAAAGUGCUGUCCUGGAACUGUGUGUCUGACACCAAAACAAGGAAUGGUGAGGGACAGCAUAGGGGAUAGGUCGUGGCACUUAAUGUUCAAUGAAUGGAUUGUCUUUAUAGGAGACAUGAAAAGGACGGAGAAAGUGAGCUGGAAAAUAGGCAUCAAUGGCUACCGACUCAGAAAGCACCUGUCCCACCUGCUGCACAGGAAGCAGCCUGGAGCUGGAGAUGGGCACAAAUGGAGCCGUGAGUGCACAUCAUUGCUCCUCCAGGUUUGGAGAAGAGAACUGGAAGUAAAGCUCCCAAAGACUGUGGCAGUCAUCAGGGUUCCCAAGAGCCCAUCCAAGGGCAUCUCAGGCACCAAGUCUACCAGGCACUCAGUGCUCAAGCAGAUCUAUGGUUGUUCUCUGGAAGGAAAAGUACAUCAUCCUACAAGACUUUCCAGAGCCCCUCCUGCUCUGCAUCUCAAUUCAGUGAGCAAUUUGCAAUGCAUACAUCUCCUUGAGAACAGUGGAAGAUCUAAGAACUUUUCUUAUAACCUGCAAUCAGCUGCAAAAUCAAAAAACAAACCAAAGCUUUGAUGGCCUGUGGAGAAAGGUGAAUAGCUAUGCAAUUCUGAUUCUCUGUUGAUGGACCGUCUUACAUUUUGGGAAAACUUUAAUAUCCAUGCCUAAAGCCUUAUUACCUUGAAAAUGUCAUAACUGAAAGAAAAUAUCCAGCGUUUCCUCUGCUCUUACAAGUGCUAAUUUGUAAAUCAUCUCAGCCUACACUGAGAGGACUAGGACUAUGUCCAUGCAUACUGCCCAGCUGUGUGCCUUCAUCACAGUACAGCUAGAAAUGAGAACUGAUAAUUAUCAGUAACGUAAGUAAAAACUAGGGUGGUGAGCACUGCAGGGGCUGCCGGGCUGGGAUUUCUAACAGCUAGCUACUACAGGCCUCGUUUCCUGGUUCAAGUGAUAAACCUAAAUGAGACGGGGAACCUCCCUCCCUCUCUACACCCCCAGCAGCCAUCUUCAUCUUACUACUUGCCUGGAAUCUACUAAAACAAACUUUCUGAUAGAUACCACCUCCUAUUACUCCAACAUUAUCAGUCCUAAAUUUUAUAUCAGAAUUAUGUCCCAGUGUUUGCAUUUAGAAACUUCAUAGAACUAAGUACAUUCUGUUGACUCCUUACAUUUUCUAGUUCCCAUGUUAGUUUCUGAAGGCCACAGGUUGGGGCCAUGUCCUCUCUGAAUGCCUAGCACCACCAGCCUGUCAGGAUCAAAGAGUCAGUCAGGUAGGGUUUAUAAGCCAGAUCUCAUGUAACAAGGUGCCAGCUCAGGACUCGACAUCCCACUUGUACUUUCUGACUAACUUACAAGGUGAACAAGCUUCUCAAAAUGCCUUCUAUUGCUGGCAGGGAAAACUACACACAUUCUAGCUCGAAGAACACCUGAUAUAAAUGAAAUCUGGUGACUGUGGGCUCUUUUACAUUUUAGGGUAAAGACUGCUGUGGGGAUGCAGAGAUGAAGCACAAACUUAAGAGUUCAUGGCUUUUUUUAGUCACUUUUGUUAAGAUCAGUAUCAUCCCCGUGCUAACGGUACGAGAUAAAAAGCAAUAUGUUUACCUAAUUUAAUUACCUCAAUUUUUAAUUUAAUAAUUAUUAUUUUCAAAAUUAAGAAUGAGAUUGACCUCAUUGGGAUCACAACACUUUUGCUAGUAUGUUGAUAAAUAAUAGAAGGUACUAUACUUCCAUUCUGUAAAUAUUCAAUUCCUCUGAAGUGCAAAAUGUUAUUUCUACCUGUAACCAGGCAUAUCUCAUGUAUAUGUACUAAUCCAGGAAGCCAGCCUGAGCUUCAAUGGGAACUCACAAACAUUGCUUUGCAAAAGAAGGUUCAAAAACUUCUUUAAAAGUUUAGCUUUAAUGACAAACAUUUAUUACAUCAGUUUCUCUUCAAAAUACGAUAGAUGUGAAUAAACAAUUUCAAACAA
Messenger RNA from Ictidomys tridecemlineatus (thirteen-lined ground squirrel), 5116 nucleotides. NCBI's taxonomy places the organism in Eukaryota, Metazoa, Chordata, Mammalia, Rodentia, Sciuridae. The record is from RefSeq and is a predicted model, not a curated record.